CCUCUCCACUCUGCCACACCAGCAGCAGGCAAGCAACCUCGGUCAUCCUCCACCCCCAGAACCUACUAGCUCCAGCAAUGGCUGCCACGAUGGCCCUCUCCUCCCCAUCCCUCGCCGGGAAGGCGGUGAAGCUCGCCCCCUCGGCCUCCGACGUCCUCGGGGAGGGCAGGGUGACCAUGCGCAAGAGCACCGCAAAGGCCAAGCCCGCGGCGGCCUCCGGCAGCCCCUGGUACGGCCCCGACCGCGUCAAGUACCUGGGCCCCUUCUCCGGCGAGCCCCCGUCCUACCUCACCGGCGAGUUCCCCGGCGACUACGGGUGGGACACCGCCGGGCUGUCGGCCGACCCGGAGACCUUCGCCAAGAACCGGGAGCUGGAGGUGAUCCACUGCAGGUGGGCCAUGCUGGGCGCCCUGGGUUGCGUCUUCCCGGAGCUGCUGGCGCGCAACGGGGUCAAGUUCGGGGAGGCGGUGUGGUUCAAGGCGGGCUCCCAAAUCUUCAGCGAGGGCGGGCUGGACUACCUGGGCAACCCCAGCUUGAUCCACGCCCAGAGUAUUCUGGCCAUCUGGGCCUGCCAGGUCAUACUGAUGGGCGCCGUCGAGGGGUACCGCAUUGCCGGCGGGCCGCUGGGAGAGGUGACGGACCCGCUGUACCCCGGCGGCAGCUUCGACCCGCUCGGCCUUGCCGACGACCCGGAGGCGUUCGCGGAGCUGAAGGUGAAGGAGAUCAAGAACGGGAGGCUGGCCAUGUUCUCCAUGUUCGGCUUCUUCGUGCAGGCCAUCGUCACCGGGAAGGGUCCCUUGGAAAACCUGGCCGACCACCUGGCGGACCCCGUGAACAACAACGCAUGGGCCUACGCCACCAACUUCGUCCCGGGCAAGUGAGCAACCAUAGUGUCGGUUUGUCACCACCACCACCAUCACCAUCACCACCAUCUCGUUAGGCUUCUCAUGAUUUGAGAUGUCUUGUAUCCCAUGUACUACUCUACUCUACUCAACAGUAUGUUCUUUCGUUGGUCUC
Musa acuminata AAA Group (dessert banana) is the source of this 1017-nucleotide messenger RNA. Its product is annotated as chlorophyll a-b binding protein of LHCII type 1. Bases 78 to 881 code for a protein of 267 amino acids. Gene Ontology annotation, cellular component: chloroplast envelope; plastoglobule; chloroplast thylakoid membrane. The transcript has a single exon. Lineage: Eukaryota; Viridiplantae; Streptophyta; Magnoliopsida; Zingiberales; Musaceae. The record is from RefSeq and is a predicted model, not a curated record. Gene Ontology annotation, biological process: response to light stimulus; photosynthesis, light harvesting in photosystem I.